Messenger RNA from Nematostella vectensis (starlet sea anemone), 1599 nucleotides. RefSeq lists its product as uncharacterized. The transcript has 3 exons. The coding region runs from base 1 to 1599 and encodes 532 amino acids. NCBI's taxonomy places the organism in Eukaryota, Metazoa, Cnidaria, Anthozoa, Actiniaria, Edwardsiidae. The record is from RefSeq and is a predicted model, not a curated record.
AUGCACAUCCCACUCACUAAGGGAAAAUUUGUGAACAGCUACAAAGAUAGUUUUGAGGGACUGGGAGCAUUUAAAAUGAGACCAUAUCACAUCACCUUAGAGGAGGGUGCAGAACCUGUUAUCCACCCACCCAGGUCGGUACCAGUCCACCUCCGUGAAUUGUACAAGCAAGAAAUCGACACGAUGCUUGAAGCAGUUGUCAUAGAACCUGUGGACACACCCACAGACUGGGUGAAUAGCAUUGUGUUGACAGAGACAACCAAUGACAAGGGGGAGAUCACAAAGAUCCGAGUCUGCCUGGACCCCCGGGACUUGAAUAAGUGGAUCAAGAGAGAACACCACUACACCAAGACGGUUGACGAAGUAGUGACACAACUAAGUGACGCCGAGUACUUCACCUUGAUAGAUGCAAAGAAAGGGUACUGGCACGUUCCCCUGGAUAACGAAAGUUCAUACCUCACAACGUUUGGAACACCAUUUGGAAGGUUCAAGUUUACCAGACUCCCAUUUGGACUGGUAGUAUCGCAGGAUAUUUUCCAACGACAACUCGGUUCAGCCCUUGAAGGCCUGAAUGGCGUGACCGGCAUUGCCGAUGACAUAUUCGUGUAUGGGUCCACUGAAGAGGAGCAUGACCGAAACCUGACAGACCUCAUGGGGAGAGCCCAAGAGAAGGGGAUUGUGUUCAAUGCUGAAAAGCUUCAGUUCAAAUGCAAUGAAGUUAGUUUUUUCGGACACACAUGGAGUCCGGAAGGGGUCCGCCCAGACAACAAGAAGGUGUCUGCGAUCCUAGACAUGGAAGCACCCAAAGACACUAAGAACCUUCAGAGCUUCUUAGGCUUAGUCAACUACCUCACAAGGUAUUCAGGGCAACUCGCCACCUUGACAGCACCCUUACGAGAGCUCACAAAGAAGGAAAGUGGACAACCUGUCUGCUAUGCGUCCAAGGCGCUCACAGAGACUGAGCAGAACUAUAGUAACAUAGAGCGCGAGGCUCUCGGGGUAGUAUGGGGACUAGAGAGGUUCCACUACUUCAUUUAUGGAAAGCAAUGUAAAGUUAACACUGACCAUAAACCCCUUGAGUCCAUUUUCAAAAAGAAACUAACCUCAUGUCCUGCUCGUUUACAGAGGUUCGUAUUGAGGGCACUCAAGUAUGACGUCACUGUCAAACUGUCACCUCAACCGGCACCGCCCAAGGGACAGCUACCCCAGUUGAGUAUCCACCAGGUGACUGACACACUACCAGCCUCACCAGCAAAAUUGCAGCAAAUCAGAGACCUGACCACUAGUGACCCAACCCUAAGCCAACUCAGAGACACCAUCUACAAAGGAUGGCCAGAGUCUAGAGAAAAGUGUCCCAGUAUGCUCUAUGAUUACUGGAAUUUCAGAGAAGAAUUGACAAUAGAAGAUGGCCUUGUCCUCAAGGGAAAGAGGAUUGUUAUACCACCUACCCUGAGACCAGAGAUCUUGGAUACCCUACACAAGGGACACCUGGGCCAGGAGAAGUGCCUCUUGAGAGCCCGCACCACUGUGUUUUGGCCAGGAAUCACCAAGGAUGUUGUAAACCUGGUGAAGACCUGCGAGGCAUGUCAAAAGCAUUAA